Molecule: messenger RNA, 3127 nt
Organism: Arabidopsis arenosa
Lineage: Eukaryota; Viridiplantae; Streptophyta; Magnoliopsida; Brassicales; Brassicaceae
Source: the annotation of a GenBank genome assembly
CAAUCACUUGUGGAAUUCACUUUGGUAAUAGCUUCUUCAAUAGUUCUAUUUUUUGAUUAAUCUGACUACAAAAAAACUUUUUGAAGUGACUCUCUAAUCGAUCCAUCCACUUUGUUGAAUUGCUCACAGCCAGAACAGAGGAAGCCAUUGAUUUCUAUAAUAGAAAAGGUUAGCAUAACAUAGAGCAAAAUAAGCUCUAUUUCAUCGAUAUACCGAGAUGGAAAUUCCUAGUCAAGAAAUUCAUAUCAUGAUUGAUAACCCAAAAUCGAGGCGCAAAGAGAGAAAGACUAUCCUCGCAGAUGCGGAACCCAUUGUCCUGAUGUCUAUUUUGAGUAGUCUCCAUGCGGGAUAUUUCAGAAUAAGCCUUUCUCUAUGUAGCCAAGCAUUGUUGUGGAAGAUUAUGGUUCAUUUGCAUAGCGAACUCCCAUCUAUGGCGUAUUAUCUCCUGUGGUACCUAGCACUUGCAACACAAGUAUCACUCUGUUUUUUGUAUGCCUUAAAAUGUAUUUUCCUCUUUGACAUGGUGAAGGAAGAGUUCUUGCACUAUAUUGGAGUGAACUAUCUUUACGCUCCAUCCAUUUCAUGCCUUCUAUUGCUUCAAUCAGCUCCGAUGAUUGAACCACAUAGCAUUUUGUAUCAGACACUAUUCUGGAUCUUUGCUGUUCCAGUUUUGACCCUAGACACAAAGCUUUAUGGCCAAUGGUUCACAACAGAGAAACGGUUUUUGUCGAUAAUGGCAAACCCGGCAAGCCAAGUAUCAGUAAUAGCAAACCUAGUGGCUGCAAGGGGAGCAGCAGAGAUGGGUUGGAAAGAGUGUGCUCUAUGCUUGUUCUCACUUGGGAUGGUUCAUUAUUUGGUUAUCUUUGUCACACUUUAUCAACGCUUACCAGGCGGAAACAAUUUCCCAACCACGCUAAGACCGGUUUUCUUCUUGUUUUUCGCUGCACCAGCGACUGCAAGUCUAGCUUGGAACUCUAUUUGUGGAACCUUUGAUAUUAUAGCCAAGAUGUUAUUCUUCCUUUCACUCUUCAUCUUUAUGUCCCUAGUUUGUAGGCCAAAUCUUUUGAAGAAGUCGAUAAAAAGAUUCAAUGUCGCGUGGUGGGCUUACUCAUUCCCUAUCACAUUUCUCGCUUUAGACUCGGUUCAGUACGCACAAGAGCAGCAAACAGCAAAAGAUUACUCAGACGUGAUCAUGUCCUCUGUUUCGUCAAGCUUGGGUUUUCGAGCGACGAACAAAGAGUUAAACCAGAUGAUAAGAUCGGGAUAUAUCGCUGAAGCUAGAGAGAUUUUCGAGAAAUUGGAAGCGAGGAACACCGUGACAUGGAAUACGAUGAUAAGCGGGUAUGUGAAAAGGCGGGAAAUGACGCAAGCACGUAAACUGUUCGACGAAAUGCCUGAGAGAGAUGUUGUGACUUGGAACGCGAUGAUUUCGGGUUAUGUUUCAUGUGGUGGGAUUAGGUUUCUUGAAGAAGCAAGGAAGCUUUUUGAUGAAAUGCCUUCAAGAGAUUCUUUUUCUUGGAACACGAUGAUUAGUGGUUAUGCUAAGAAUCGGAGGAUAAGUGAAGCCUUGUUGUUAUUUGAGAAAAUGCCUGAGAGAAAUGCUGUGUCAUGGAGUGCUAUGAUCACUGGUUUUUGUCAUAACGGUGAAGUGAAUCGCGCGUUUGAGUUGUUUCGGAGAAUGCCUGUGAAGGAUUCGUCUUCUCUAUGUGCACUUGUGGCUGGUCUUAUUAAAAACGAGAGACUUGAAGAAGCUGCUUGGGUUUUGGGUCAGUAUGGGUGUUUAGAUUCAGGAAGGGAAGAUUUGGUUUAUGCUUAUAACACUUUGAUUGUAGGAUAUGGACAGAGAGGACAGGUAGAAGCAGCUCGAUGUCUGUUUGAUCAGAUUCCUGAUCUCUGUGAUGAUGUUGAUCAUGGGGGAGCGUUUAGAGAGAGGUUUCGUAGAAAUGUCGUGUCAUGGAAUUCUAUGAUCAAAGCUUAUCUGAAAGUGGGUGAUGUGGUGUCUGCGCGGUUGCUAUUUGAUCAGAUGAAAGACCGCGAUACAAUUUCUUGGAACACUAUGAUUGAUGGAUAUGUACAUGUUUCUAGGAUGGAAGAUGCUUUUGCUCUGUUUUCGGAAAUGCCAAACCGUGAUGCACACUCAUGGAACAUGAUGGUCUCGGGUUAUGCUAGUGUUGGCAAUCUAGAGCUUGCUCGACACUACUUUGAAAGAACACCUGAGAAAAAUAUAGUCUCGUGGAACUCGAUUAUAGCAGCUUAUGACAAAAACAAGGACUACAAAGAAGCUGUUGAUGUGUUUAUGCGGAUGAACAUUGAUGGAGAGAAGCCUGACCCGCAUACUUUAACUUCUCUUCUCAGUGUAUCUACCGGGCUUGUGAAUCUGCGUUUAGGAAUGCAGAUGCAUCAAAUCGUUGUCAAGACUGUGAUCCCUGAUGUUCCAGUCCACAAUGCCCUUAUCACUAUGUAUUCAAGAUGCGGUGAAAUAAUGGAGUCGAGGAGAAUCUUCGAUGAAAUGAAACUCAAAAGAGAAGUAAUCACAUGGAAUGCAAUGAUAGGAGGAUAUGCCUUUCAUGGUAAUGCCUCAGAGGCCUUGAAUCUGUUCUGGUCAAUGAAAAGCAACGGGAUACAUCCUUCUCACAUAACAUUCGUCUCAGUUCUGAACGCUUGUGCUCACGCGGGACUUGUUGAUGAGGCUAAAGCACAGUUUGUGUCCAUGAUGAGUGUGUACAAGAUUGAGCCGCAGAUGGAACAUUAUUCCUCACUGGUGAAUGUAAUCAGUGGACAAGGGCAGUUUGAGGAGGCCAUGUAUGUCAUAAAGAGUAUGCCUUUUGAGCCAGACAAGACGGUGUGGGGUGCACUAUUAGAUGCUUGUAGGAUUUAUAACAAUGUAGGGCUCGCACAUGUCGCAGCUGAAGCAAUGUCGAGACUCGAACCAGAGAGCUCAACACCUUAUGUACUGUUGUACAACAUGUACGCGGAUAUGGGACUAUGGGACGAAGCUUCUCAAGUGAGAAUGAACAUGGAGAGUAAAAGAAUCAAGAAGGAGAGAGGAUCAAGUUGGGUUGACUCUUCAACGUAAAAAGCAGCUUUGUUUUUGUUCAGAGGAUCAGAAUUAAGAUAGAAACUGAUA